Blastomyces dermatitidis ER-3 is the source of this 3037-nucleotide messenger RNA. RefSeq lists its product as uncharacterized. Lineage: Eukaryota; Fungi; Ascomycota; Eurotiomycetes; Onygenales; Ajellomycetaceae. The record is from RefSeq and is a predicted model, not a curated record. The coding region runs from base 1735 to 2586 and encodes 283 amino acids. The transcript has 2 exons.
GCAUCCAGUACCACCAGGGUAAUCUAGCAUGCGAGUCUUUGGGGAGUCUCAUCAAGUGGCCUCAUGUUUCUCAAAAGGUGGUAAAGAAAAAGUGCACGUUUCAUCCCCGGAUUACUAUAAGUCAAUUACUUCUCAUUAGAUCAGAGACAAAAUGAAGAAGAAAGACGCAUUUUCUUGUAUCUUUUUCCAUUUGCAUUUACCGCUCUCGUUCGUCGGCUAUUUCAUUUUAUGUCCUCUACUGUUUCGUUUUUAACGUAUUGCCGGGCAUUAAUAAGAUAUCGGGAAUAUCCAUCACAUCUUGUCGGCCACUUUCUAUUGCGACAGGGCUCCAUGCCUCGAAUAUAUUUUGCGCUUCUGAUAGUUAUAGUUUACCUUUGUUGACCGCACCGCAUUUCAGCAAUGAUGAAUUUACAUGUGAUCCUGCGUAAGAGUUGACACAAUGAGUAUUUGGAGGGAAUGAUAUUUGUCUUUUGUGCUGCCUGCUGAUAUCAUAUACAUACAUAACAUAUUGCGAUUGCGAUUCCCGUCUCUGCAAUCCUGAGUCUUCUGCCAUAAGCACAGCAGGUGAUUCAAGCACUUGAAUCAAAACAGAUCAAAGCUUGAUCCAGAUGAUUGAUGAGGCUUGUUCUCCCCAGUCAUCGGAAACACUGCCUACGGAAAUUUCCCAACAGAGCACAACAUCAGAAGGAAGAGGUCUGUUUUUGGCUCCGAGUGCCCUCUUGCUUCCUGAAGGGUCGGCGAUGCCGGGGAGCUGUCAUUACAGCGUAUUAAAACAAAGCUGCCCAUUUCAACUCCAGGGUUCACUUCGCUGUGGCGUCACUGGCGUUGGGACAAGAAGAAGUGUUGAAUGAGGUUUCGAUUGCAACUUGCGCCUCAAACGCGGAGCCGCACUUUAUUCUCCACACCACACACAAAUCACUCCAAAACCUCUCGCAAAAGAAUCUCCCCUCAUUAUUAUUAUUGUUUAGUUAUAUAGCUUAUUGUUCCUCCUCAUCCGCCGCUCUUUUGCUCUCCUCAUCGAUCUGCCAUCCAUCACAGAGGGCAGAUCCUGUACGAUUUGACAGGACACUACGCAUCUCAUCCGGUCUCGCUUGAUCAGGGCUCACCCAACCCACAGCGCGGGGUAUCAAGAACGCCCAACCUGGCCUGGUAACUAGCCUGGUCAUCUUUUUUUAGCGAACAAGCCGGCCACGGUGGCAGUGCCGAUCGCCAUCAACGUGCCAAACCGGCCGCAACCUAACUCCGCUAGUUUUUCACGUCCAUCGUAUUAUCAGCCUACCAAUUUAAGCACAGGCUCUCUGGCAGCAACUCGCGCAGGAGAAGCGUGGAAGGACCUCCACCGUCCAGAAGAAUUCGCCAAACCAUCGUCCAGCUCAUUGGCUGAUUGGGAUGAAGUUCGUCCUUUAGUUACAUCUAACAUCUCGUAUUCAUUAGGCACACGCCAGAACACCGCCGCUUGGCGGCCUUUUUUCACAAAAUGAUGGAACAGCUGAUUGAGCCCAACAUCAGGCUCAGCCUCGCGUGUUGAUUGCUCAGAGAUGUCCAGAGAAAAAUUCCAAGCUCGAAUUGAUGAUUUACCAAGCAUGGUUUUUAAUGGGAACGCCUCGCACCAUGCCUCCUUUUUUUGGUUUUUACGCAUCACUUUUCUUCCCCAUCUCUCUCCUUUCCAUGACCAUAUCAGCAUAGACAAUCCAAUCUCUGUUUUGCGCUCUUCAUUGUUCGUCGCAUAACACCAUGCCUUCGUGGUCCCGCAUAGCCGCUUUCGCGCUCCUCGCGCUCUCCGCUUCUUGCUCGGCUCUCGAGCUCGGCGAAGUGGUCUCAGACUUCUCCGAUAUCUUGGUCGGCGACCGCGACGUGAUGGACAACGUGACGUUAGCCGACUCAGGAGACCUGAUAUCACUGGCAAAACGCGCCUGUCCAGCACGGUGCACACAGUACUGUUGCGUCUCCGACGGCACCUGUAUCCCCUCGACGGCCUGGAGCUGCUGCGGUCGCGGUAUCGUUUGCGGCCCCGGACGGAAAUGCUGCCAUAACGGCUGCAUCAACGACAAUGAAGAGUGUUGCCGGACCGCGGGUAGGCAUUGUAGGGCUGGGUAUGAGUGCUGGCUCAUCAACGGCCGGCCUAGGUGCUGCCCUCGAGGCGUGUGCGGGAGUGGUGGUAGCGGCGGCGGCGGCGGCGGUUCUAGCAGAACUACACCCGCACCACCUAGCCCUCCACGGACAAGACCCAGUUUCGAUUAUUAUACGUGGACAGUAACCUGGACAUACCGCGUCACAUUCUACACGUCAGUUACAAUCCGCACAACCACAACCACCACUACAACAAGCGUCGUCUCCUUCUAUGCCUCAGACUCAGCCGACGCCUCAUCUUCCUUCCGUGCAUACACCGCCACGGCGACCUUCGACCCCCCCGCCAGCGCAACUGACGUCCCAGAACCACCGGGAGGCGGCAGAGGCGGCAGCGGUGGCGGCAAUCUGGUCGCCCUUCCACCUGGCGAAUCAGGGAGCAGCGGUAUCUGGAGCUGGCACGCGGCGCUCCUUGCAGGCGCUGCUCUUGUUCCUGGAAUCCUGGCGGUUUAUCUGUAAGGGGUUAGUAUCCAGGUCCUUGGACCGUUGAGAUUCUAGUUUGACGCAAAAACAUGAUAUCCAUUUUUGUCUUCCUUUUGUAAACGUGUGGGGGUGAUAUGUCCUCCUAACCCCCUUAUCUUCCCUCUUCUUGUUUCUUUCCUUCUUUGAUGUUGUUUCCUUCAAGCCCGACUUUCCUGCAGUGAAUAUCAUGGGUUUGCCUUCUUGCUUGUGUGACAAGUGGCUUGGAAAUGACAUCCUUCUUGAUAAACGGUUAAUGUCCUAAGUUAGAGUGUGAGGAAUAUAUACGGAUAAACAUGCCUAUGAGUAUAUAACGCCUUUAUUUCAUGUUUUGGUCUCUAUUUCUUUGCGAGCUACGCUCCAGGACGGUGAUGAUUCUAGGCUAGUAUAGAUCCAACAACUAACUAAUCUCAUAAUUGAAGUAAUAUCAACAACCCUUAGUAUAUAAUCA